GUGUUGUUUCUCUUUACCUUUUUUUCUCACCAUUAGCUCAGAUUCUUGUCUUUGUCCUAUUAAAAUUCCAGUAAGUGCACCUCUGUGAAAACGCAGCUUCUCUAUAUGAAGGGCUGAUGGAAGACACACGGGACUUGGCUGAACGAACUCCACGUUCAGAACGAAAGCGGCGUGACUCAUUCGGGAUGUUUGAUGGCUACGACAGCUGCAGUGAAGAGUCCACCAGCAGCUCCAGCUCUGAAGACAGUGAGGACGAGGUGGUUCCGUCCAUCCCUGUCAGCCUGCCUAUCAUUAAGAACAAUGGACAGGUCUACACCUACCCCGACGGCAAGGCCGGCAUGGCCACCUGUGAGAUGUGUGGAAUGGUGGGAGUACGAGAUGCCUUCUACUCCAAAACCAAACGCUUCUGCAGUGUGUCGUGUUCCAGGAGUUACUCCUCGAACUCCAAGAAAGCUAGCAUCCUGGCGAGAUUACAGGGCAAACCUCCAACGAAAAAGGCAAAAGUCUUACAGAAACAGCCGCUCAUGGCCAAACUGGCAGCUUACGCUCAGUACCAAGCCAGUCAGCAGAACCAGGCCAAGUCUAAAGCUGUGGUUCCCAUAGAAACAUUUGACUGGGGCCAGUACAUCUGUAGCAAUAACACCGUCGGUGCUCCUGUCAGCUGUUUCAAACACGCACCGAUGGGAUUGUGCUGGGGGGACAUAAAGGAAGGUGUCAGGAUUGAGGUGCUGAACUCUGACACCAACCUCUCCACCAAGGUCUACUGGAUCGCAGAAAUCAUUAAGCUAGCAGGGUUCAAGGCUCUCCUGCGUUAUGAGGGCUUUGACAACGACAACAGUAAAGACUUCUGGUGUAACCUCUGCAUCCCGGAGGUUCACCCCGUCGGCUGGUGCGCUUCCAGUGGGAAACCUCUUGUACCUCCAAAAAGUAUACAGCAUAAAUACUCAAACUGGAAAGCUUUUCUCAUAAAACGUCUCACUGGAGCUAAAACACUGCCAUCUGACUUCAACACCAAGGUACACGAGAACAUGCAGUUCCCCUUUAAGAAGCUAAUGCGGGUAGAGGUGGUGGACAAGAACUACCUGUGCCGGACACGGGUGGCGCUGGUGGAGCAGGUGAUUGGUGGCCGCCUCAGGCUGGUCUACGAGGAGAGCCAGGAUGGUUCUGAUGACUUCUGGUGUCACAUGUUCAGUCCGCUCAUCCACAACAUCGGCUGGUCACGAAGCAUUGGCCACCGCUUCAAACGAUCAGAUGUCACCAAAAAAAUUGAGGGUAAAACAGACGCUCCAGCUCAGUUUUUCCAAAAGGUGAAGGAGGUGGACCAGAGCGGGGACUGGUUCAGAGAUGGGAUGAAGCUGGAAGCCAUCGACCCCCUCAAUCUCUCAGCUAUAUGUGUAGCCACUGUAAGAAAGGUUUUAGCAGACGGGUACCUCAUGAUUGGGAUUGACGGAUCAGAGGCUGUGGACGGAUCAGACUGGUUCUGUUACCAUGGCUCCUCACCCUCCAUCUUUCCUGUCGGCUUCUGUGAAAUCAACAGCAUUGAACUCACGCCCCCUCGAGGGUACACUAAACUACCAUUUAAAUGGUUCGACUACCUCAAAGAAACAGGAUCAGUCGCUGCUCCUGUCAAGCUAUUUAACAAGGAUGUACCCAAUCAUGGCUUCCGUCAGGGCAUGAAGCUGGAGGCCGUGGACCUGAUGGAGCCCAGGCUGGUGUGUGUCGCCACCGUGACCCGCAUUGUGCACCGGCUACUGAGGAUUCACUUUGAUGGCUGGGAGGAUGAGUAUGACCAGUGGGUGGACUGUGAGUCGCCCGACCUCUACCCUGUGGGCUGGUGUCAGCUGACUGGCUAUCAGCUCCAACCACCUGCUUCACAGAGUAACAGAGAGCUGCCUCAGUCUGUGCCCAAACAGAAGAAGAAGGCUCAGCAGUACAAAGGCCAAAAGAAAAAGAGGAAGAUUCCUGUUGGUCGACGGCCCUUCAGUCAGUCAGGCACCAGGAGGAGCAGCUUCUCAGGGGAUGAAGAGCAGAGUCCACCCCCCUCCCCUGCACAGGGGCCUGCUCGGCCCCGGCCCCGAACCCACCUCCACCAAACCCACAAAUCAGAGUCUCUACUGAGAAUGAAGGAGGACGCAGCAGAGGUGGACGAGUUCACUUUCUCACAGGGAACCUCAGACCAGGAGAGCAACGGCUCCGGCAGCUACUACAUCAAACAGGAGCCUUGAAGGCUCCGUGGGUCGCAACCCAGGCGGGACACACUCCAAGACACUCCUCUGGACCAGGGAUCAAGACUAAUCACAAAAAGCCUCAAACUUCCAACAUGUGGAGGUUUCCAGCUUCCAGAAAGAUCACCAACCAGGAAGUUCCAGGACCUUCUCUUUCCUGGAUCCCAGCCACUCCUGGGAAUUUUCUGUUUGAGUCAAAGAAUUGUUGAGUUGACAUGUUUGGAGUCUGUCAAUCAGAUGAGAGGAUUUUUCUCCUGGAACAGUCAACACGUCAGCGCCAUGCAACAUCUUUAGAGUUGGUUAUCACCAGAGGAUAUGUUUGUGGAUGCAGUCAGAUCAACAACUCAUGGAAUUAUGGGUAAAAUUCUGAGUUUCUUUUUUUUCCUGUUUUUGAAAGUUUCUAACCAAAUUUUUUUGGACCAAAUUUUUCAACAUCAUCUUGUUUUGGUUGAAUCUCAACGAGGUCUUGUUUUUCCAGGACGUUUUGUUUCCCGUUUUCUUUUGAAGGAAUCAUUGGAUCAAUGAACUUAUAAUUGGAUCAGUUCACACAACAAACUCUUCUCUUUGAAGUCAAUUGGCCAACAUUCAUACGAUUAGAAUCAUCCAGUCAUCCAGCCUGACAAAACCACACUAGACCACGGUUUACACUCACUUCCUGUUUCGUCCAGCGUCACAUGGUGGAGUACGCCUGGAGCCCGUCCUGCCUUGACCACAAUCUGGGCCACGCACAGAGACCUGUAGAAACUGUGAGAACUUCUGAUGAGCCAGGUCUUUUUUUUUUCUUUCUUUUUUAAAAACAGCUUUUUGUAUAUAAACACACACACACGUGUAGAACAGCACAUAUAUUUCAAUAUGAAUAUAAACAUUGGUUUGGUGUUCAUACAGUCGGUGAGCGCCACCCACUGAGCAGCCUGAUAAGAGAAACGGGGCUGGAACAAAUGUGUGUAUAUUUUUUUUCAUGUUUUGCCAGGUGGACUAUUUCCUUUGGUCAAAGUACUUGAAGUUUUCCUCUUUCUCUUUUGUAAAAAAUUUUUUUAGACAGUGGUGGCGAUAGGUGUCUUAAUGUAGUUGGUGUUUAUUUUUUCUGGUGCCUGUGUGGGGGAACGUAUGUGUUGUUUUACACAGAUGAUAUAAAAUGGAGUACAUAUUUAAAGGACUCACAGCAGAAACACAGGGUUUAAAUCCAAAAACUAAUUGAAGAGGAAAAACAUUUUUGCUCGUCUAACAGGUGUAACAUUAACAGCAGAGGGCGCUGAAACCAACUGGUGUGAUGAGGGUUAGUAUCUUUGAAAAAGAACAAACAGCCGCCGCAGAUCCAUUUGUGUGAAAUGUAAAAUGUUGACCUGAGUGUGUAUGGAGUCUGGCCCGUGUCACUGCAUCAUUACAGUAAAAUACAUGCAUAUAAAUACACUUUACUAACAUGUCAAAUUCAAAGCUGAUAUUUUACAAUGAAUACCUUCACUUUAUUCUAACUCUUUAUUUUGAAUAACUAAUACAUAUAAGUAAACAUAACAAAAUAAACAAUAUCAUUAACCAAAAAGACUGUGUUAGACUAAAAUGUAAAAUAGAUGAAAAAUAUUUAAAAAUAAAAAUGACAACUGUUGUGAUACAUGAACUUGAUGAAGAUGAUAGGUGGCACUCUCCAGACUCCACACUGCAGACGUUUAUUUCUGUGGACAGAGACAGACAAAGAACUCAUGUCAUCAGUUCAUCAUUUCAUCAGCUCAUUAUGCAAACAUAUUUCAUAUAUUGUAAAGUUUUCUCCUCUCACAGUAGGGUGUAUGCAGGUCAGUUAUGAGUCACAGUUGAUAGAUGAUUACAGUGAUAGUACGCAUUUUUAAGAGUGGUUGUAUGAAAUACUGAGGACUGUAUGGACUUUGGUCUGAGCUAAAAUCACUGAUUUUCUCUAUGGACUUUGGUCUGAACUAAAAUCACUGAUUUUCUCUGUGGACUUUGGUCUGAGCUAAAAUCACUGAUUUUCUCUAUGGACUUUGGUCUGAACUAAAAUCACUGAUUUUCUCUAUGGACUUUGGUCUGAGCUAAAAUCACUGAUUUUCUCUAUGGACUUUGGGGUGUGUGAAUAAGCCCCCCUCAGAUAAUGUAGAACUGUGAAGUCUUCAGUAGGUCGAACAGUCUCUCUUUGAAAAGAUCUAAACUGUCCACUUGGGUAAGAAGUAAAGCUAUAUGAUGAUAUAUGAAAAAAGAAAAAAAUAUAUAUAUGUAUAUUGUGAAUGUCUAUGAUGUAAGAGAGUUCAGUCAGAUUGGUCAGAAAAUAACAAAACUCCUCAUUCACUCUUUGUAGUUCAGACGUUUUGCAGCUGUUUUUUAUCGACUACCUCCUGAUGUCAGCCACGUGUAGAGACAGUGAGAGAAACUAAUGGUGGCCGCGUGUUAGCAUAUGCAAAUAGAUCUUAGAAUCUUAAAUAUGAUCCUCCUGAAGACUAGACACCAAACAGUGAGAGAGAAGAGGUUUUUAACAGCACAGCUCAGUCUCCUGAUUGGAGCCAUAUGCAGUAGAACCUGAUGACAAAUCACAUUUUACUGUUAUCACAACAACACCAGAGAGGAAGUUAACACAGAUACAUAUGAAAUCACUCUCUGUGAUGUAAAACUAAAUUCUCUAUGUGGCCACAGGUGGUGCAGUGGAUCAAGAGCAGAUUUAAACUCUUCAAAUAUUUAUCUGUAGUUUCUCCUUCUGCCAUGAAUCACUUUCUCAGGAUUUUGAUUAUCUCUGUCUUGUCACAAAUCCAUUCAACUCUUCAAAAGCUUCUUAAUGGUGUUCAUCUAAAUAAGCUCCACACUGACUGCAGUUUUUCACUUCUGACCUUUGGAUUUUUUUUUCUGUCCACAUUAAACUAACUACUGAGUUUCUGAACAAUAUAUAUUUAUAUUUUUGUUAAAAAAAAGGGGGAUUUUGAAACGUGUUGAGUCAAUGUUUUGAUUUAUAUCACUAAUCUCAAGAAUCCACACGUUUUACCACUAAAGGUAUAACCUCUGAAAUCUGAUCGAAGACUGUUUGUGUUGAUGACCAUUUUUGUACUGAGUGCAAAUCCAAAUGCAGAAUCCUGGGUCAGUCCUGGGUCAGUCCUGAAUAACUGCAGUUGGUUCUGGUUUGCUGCCCGGCUGCUGCUGUUUCAUUGGUUGGUUUUUGGUUUUUAAUCAUCGUGACGUUGAAGACUACGUCUAUUGUGAAACUUGUUACCACCGAUGUUUGGACUACAGUUCGUUCUACUAAAAACACCAACUUUUUUUCCUCUUCUUCGAGGUAAAGUUUGAAAGUUUUGAGAAACUCUCCUGUCAGGCAGUUACUGCAGUACCGGCCUAGUACAACACACAAAUCUAAAGGACUGCUUUAGGGACUAAAGACUGCUGCUACUACCCCCCUCCUCCCCCACAUACACUCUCCUGAAAAUAAUCAAAUGCACAAUCAGUUGUUUUUGAUUUUCUUUCUUCUCACGUUUCCUUGUAGAAAACUCUCCCUCAGCCUGUAACCAUGACGACCGCGUGUGAAGAAAUGUUUCUGUGUUUUUUCACGUCUUUGUUCAUCGGCAGCUGGCGGUAGAAGCUAACGUUCUCCAAUGUUGAGGCUAACGUUGUGGCGCUGGUCAGCUGAAUGCAUGUAGAACAGAACUUGUUUAACUGUUUCUGUGAUUGAUAUUAGUUAAAGUUCCGUUUUCUCAUGUUUUGUGUUUUACUUUUUUCACACUGUCAACAAGAAGUCUUGGGAGCUCCACACCACAGGGGGGCAGUAAAUGUAUUCAUUUAAUUCCAUAAUUUAUUUAGUUAGUUUUCCUUUUUAUGAUCUAACCCUCAAUUAUUUAUUUUUUCAUGUGUAGCUAUUUUCACAUUUCUUGUUUUGAAAAAUAAGUGCUUCGUAUAUAAAUCUUUGUUACAAAAACCUCAAAAACAGAUUUUAAAAAUUAGCCUAACUUCUACAAUCUCAAAUUGUUAUUAUUAAUCUUAACAUACACCAUUUAACAGACAAUUUGAAUAACUUUAGUUCAAGCUUUUACACCUUUAUAACCAAUGGUUUUACAACAGUUGUUUGACUUAAAGACUUAAAAAUAAAGCGAUUCUUUAAUUGUUUUAAUUGAUCAUUUUUAUUCAACCCUGAAAUAUUGAUUUUAUUGUAAAACAUUAGAAACCUUU
Molecule: messenger RNA, 6374 nt
Organism: Cynoglossus semilaevis (tongue sole)
Lineage: Eukaryota; Metazoa; Chordata; Actinopteri; Pleuronectiformes; Cynoglossidae
Gene: mbtd1
Product: mbt domain containing 1
Exons: 17
Coding region: 117-2225 (702 amino acids)
Biological process (GO): negative regulation of DNA-templated transcription
Cellular component (GO): nucleus
Molecular function (GO): zinc ion binding; chromatin binding
Source: RefSeq, a predicted model, not a curated record